AUGUACACCGCGAUCGGCCAACAAGAUGAAGACCGCGGCGACGAGCCAAGUACGACGCAACAACGUACCGUCGAGCGCCGCGUUGGUCUGCUUCAAUGGCCAAGCGGCACUCGACGUCUUCGUCUUCCUGGCCGCGUCUUUGACGAGCUGGUCCCUGGCCACGCUAGCUCGCGUCCGGAGCAAGUCCGUGUGGUCCACAACGAGACGCACGAGGGAGUGGCGACAAUCGCGGCGAUGCAAGAGAUCCCGAUUGAAGAGAUGGUGGACACCGACACGAGCGUUUUUGGGGUCUGA
This is a messenger RNA of Saprolegnia parasitica CBS 223.65, 294 nucleotides long. RefSeq lists its product as hypothetical. The record is from RefSeq and is a predicted model, not a curated record. Bases 1 to 294 code for a protein of 97 amino acids. Lineage: Eukaryota; Oomycota; Saprolegniomycetes; Saprolegniales; Saprolegniaceae. The transcript is spliced from 3 exons.